AUGACCAACACAUCACGAAAGAUCGUCUGUUUCUCAGACUUUGACGGUACCAUUUUCCUGCAAGACACCGGCCAUGUGCUCUUUGAUAAUCUAGGUUGCGGCUCAGCACACCGUCAACUUCUCGAUGAACAAAUCAAAUCUGGCGAGCGCUCCUUUCGCGACGUCUCCGAAGAAAUGUGGGGUUCGUUGCAUACCCCCUUCGAGAAUGGAUUUGAGGUGCUGGAGAAGGCUCUGGAGAUCGACCCCGGGUUCCAAGAAUUUCACCAAUUCUGCAUCAAGAAUAACAUCACUUUCAAUGUUAUUAGUGCAGGGUUGAAGCCGGUUCUUAGCCGGGUGCUGGAGAAUUUCCUCGGAGAAGAAGAGGCAUCCCAUAUUCAGAUCGUCGCGAAUGAUGCAGAGAUCAAACCUGAUGGCUCGGAAUGGAAGCCAAUCUGGAGACAUGACAACGAACUUGGACACGACAAGGCCCUGUCUGUGCAGGAAGGCCGUGCCCUGGCUCUGAAAGACUGUCCUGAUGGGCAGGUUCCUCUCAUCAUCUUCAUUGGUGACGGAGUCUCCGACCUUCCUGCAGCUCGUGAAGCCGACGUGCUCUUCGCCCGAAAGGGUCUUCGUUUGGAGGAAUACUGCAAAGAAAAUAAUAUCCCCUACAUCGGAUUCGAGAGCUUUGCAGAUAUUCGGAAAGAGGUGGAGAAGAUUAUGAAGGAAGACCAUGAGAAAACUGGGGGUGUUGGCACGCCGGCUCGGUUCAAUCCUCGUGCCAACAUGUGGCGACGUGCCUCCAGCAAGCAAGCUAUUCCCAAAUUUGUGGCCGCUACCCCAACGCAGGAAGAGAAGAUGUUCAUUUGGCCCGAGUCUUUUUCGGAACCCCAGCCGAAGACGAUGCCAGAGGUACCGGAGACCAGAGUCGCAUAG
Messenger RNA from Aspergillus ochraceoroseus IBT 24754, 912 nucleotides. Its product is annotated as putative 2,3-diketo-5-methylthio-1-phosphopentane phosphatase. Gene Ontology annotation, molecular function: phosphatase activity. Lineage: Eukaryota; Fungi; Ascomycota; Eurotiomycetes; Eurotiales; Aspergillaceae. The record is from RefSeq and is a predicted model, not a curated record. Bases 1 to 912 code for a protein of 303 amino acids. The transcript has 4 exons.